Messenger RNA from Dentiscutata heterogama, 1132 nucleotides. The record is from the annotation of a GenBank genome assembly. NCBI's taxonomy places the organism in Eukaryota, Fungi, Glomeromycota, Glomeromycetes, Diversisporales, Gigasporaceae.
GAACGAAUCAAGCGAAUUAACGUUAAUAACAAACUAUUUAGACAAUGUCAUGAAAAAUGUUUUCCAUGUCCCUGACAAACAUAUAGUUCGAUGGCCAAACACGACCUUAACAGAAAGCAAAGUAAGGAAAUUCGAUGGGUCAAGGACGAAACAGCCAGAUUUUGUUGUUUCAGUCAACUAUCAGUCACGGGCAACAAAUGUGAUCUUUGUUGGUGAGGUAACUGGACCAACUGAGAAAAAUAAUGUAUACAAAAAUUGCCUUGACUUAAUCAGGAUUGGAGUUUUCAUGAAAGACUGUAUUGACUCGGCAAUUUCUCAAGGAGUAGACAUCAAGAUAUUGGGGUUUCAAUGCAUCGCAUAUAAAAUAGAUUUUUAUAUACUAGAUAUAAAUGGGGAAGGACUUUACAUGAUGAAUCAUAUUGCGCAGAUAUCAGUACCUGCAACUAUAAAGGACAUAUGUAGCUUUAUAGAUGAACUUUAUAUUUUAUUAAACCUACGGAGUAUCUUAUAUGAGUCUUAUAAUGCUUUUGUUGAUAAACUUAAAAAUCCAAGAUUAGCUCCCCUAGAACUUAAAUCAUCCUUCAAAAAACCAACACUAGACACUCCUGAGUUUAACAAACUCGUUAGCAAAACUCGUUGCGUCAAAAGAGAGUGUCCAUUUUGGUUUGGACGAUACAAGUAUGUAUUUUCUUUCCAAAAUAACUUGAAAUUUACGAUACUAAUUCUUAUUGCAAUUGUAGAUGAUAAUAAUUCACCAUCUGAAGAACAUGGUGCCAGAUUUACGAAUCUAGAACAGAAAGAUAAAGAAAAAACCAACCUUAUUGCUAAACUUGAGCAGAACGAUAAAGAAAAAACGGAUCUUAUAGCUAAAUUGGAAUAUGACGUUUCACUAAUUAAAGGACAAGACAAGAGUAUGGUGUGCAAUCAAAUCGUUACUAAUGUUUCGCAAGAUGUAGAACCUAGAAUCUCUGAUUCAUAUCCUGACACUUACAUAUCUAAUAUUAAAUCUAGUAUUCCUCCCGAGCAGAAAAAGGAGCAAGGUUUAAUACAAGAGAUUUCAACAUCCAUUAAAGAUCAGAAUGAUAUAACUAGAAUUUCACAGAACAAUAUUCGUCAAAAUCAUAUGACUGAA